UAUAGGUCAAUAUAAGUAAUGUGCAGUGUGCACAUGACUUUUUUUUUUAUCAGAUGAUAAUAAUUUGAUUUUUGAUAAAGCUAUACAAUUUGAUUGAACUUUGGAUUCUUAAGAUUAUCACAAUUCACCAAGAUGCACUGGAUUACAAGCACAUUUAUAAUACUUGUGUGCACAUUUCUGAAAGCAAGGAGUUUUUUAUUUUAUGGAAAAACCAAUGUUACAUCGCCAUCUAAUGGAAAUUCUGAUCCUGAUGUAUAUAACCAACUUCUUCAUCUGGAAAAAGUGUUUGGAUUCUAUAUUGAGGGAUCAAAGGCAACAAGCUCUAAAAAAAUCAACAAUUUCUACGACAGCAAAAGUUAUUAGAGGAAGAAAAUCACACAGCCCAAAUGAAGAUAUCAUUUUUAGAAAGUGAGAACAAAAUCCUGAUGAAAAGAUUAGACAACUUGAAUUCAUCAACUAUAUCACAGGAUGAAAAACUUUAUAAUUUAACUUCAACAUCAACAUUUUUGUUUCAAGAGAAUAAAAUUCUGAAAGAUCACAUUCAGAUUUUGAACUCUACUUCCAUGCUUAUGCAAAAAACUUGACAACAUCAGAAGACUUAAAAAGACUGGAGAACAACUUCACCUUUGAACUUGAGCAGACGAUCAGAGACAGUGAAGAAGAAAUGAUGAAGAACAUGUCUACCACAGUCACAGACCUGGAACUACGAGACCGAUAUUUAUCACUUUCUUUGCUCGAUUUACACAACAACUUGACUUCGAUUAACAUCACACUUUUAAAGCUUAUUCAACAGCAGAAGACACGUGAAGAAAAGCAGAAUAUAACAAUUCAACAUUUAUCACUUUCUCUACUCGAUGUACACAAGAAAAAAGCAGUAUUAUCGUCUUCUCUUUCUAAUUUGGAUGCGCAGCAGAAACAGAUGAAGAGUGAGAUCCAAACACUGACAAAUGCACAGCAAAAGGACAUUACCAAACUGAAUCAUACAAUUAUCCAUCUGAAGAAUCGUGCUCAAUCCAAUGUAGCUUUUACAGCUGGAAUUUUAGGGGAGACCAACGGACAACAUACAUACAGAGGUACUGUUAUCUUCCCAACAGUCAUUUACCAGGUGGGAGGAGGAUACAACCCCACAACAGGAAUAUUUACUGCCCCAAAAGCAGGUCUUUACAUCAUAUUCUGUACUAAUGUUGCAUUUUACGAUGAAUCAUUCUGGACAAAAAUAAUGGUAAACGGUUCAGUUCAGGCAGGAGCCAUGGCUUAUGUGAGUGGAUCUGCUAAUACCUAUCAGUCUGCCUCUAACCUUGUUGUCCACAAGUUACAGGUGGGGGACAGGGUCUGGAUAGAAAUUUCUAUUGGUACUCAUCUUUUCCAGACACAACGUUUUCUGUCAUCAUGAUCAAUGGAUCAGACUAAAACUAUUUCUGAUAAUAUGAUUAUUUUCAGAGUCAUUAGUAUUCUAUACAAUCUUGAC
Saccostrea cuccullata (small rock oyster) is the source of this 1468-nucleotide messenger RNA. RefSeq lists its product as uncharacterized. Gene Ontology annotation, molecular function: protein binding. The transcript is spliced from 2 exons. The record is from RefSeq and is a predicted model, not a curated record. NCBI's taxonomy places the organism in Eukaryota, Metazoa, Mollusca, Bivalvia, Ostreida, Ostreidae. The coding region runs from base 665 to 1393 and encodes 242 amino acids.